AUGGCUGAAAUUGAUGGAUGCACAAGGGAAGUAUACUCAGGCUUGGUCCAGGUAACUUUCGACUGUCUUGAACCACCAAAGGAAAUUAAAGUGGGUUUCCUUAUAGUGCCAGUAAGAAAGUACUACAUGGCACCUAUGAGAUGCAGUAUGUGCCAAAGACUCGGACACAAAUACCAACACUGCAAAAUCACCACUCCAAUUUGCGGACAAUGCAAUAAAGAAAAAACAGAAACAACCGAGGAACAUAUACUGAUCUGCAGCCCAAUAAAAUGUGCAAACUGCGCCAACUCACCUUAUGAUGACAACCACCCAGCCAAUGCACGAGACUGUCCCUCCUACUUACGGGAGAAGGAGGCUAUAAAAAUAGCCACCGGCUGUAGAAUACCAAAAAGAGAAGCCUACAAAAAAAUCCCGAAACACAUACCAAACAAAACUAACAACAAUCCAACAACACAAACGAUGAUAACAAAAGAUACAGACACAUCAAGUAACAAAAAUAACAACAUCACAAAAAACAAGACUGCCCCAAAACACUCGAGUUUGGGCAUCAUGAACAACCAGCCUACCCAACCAACCAACAAAAACAUACAACCAACAACCUCAAUCCAAACAACAUUAUCUACCACACAUUUAAUUAAACCAAAAACCAAUUCUCAACCAGAACACACCAAUCAGCAACCAACAUCCGAUAUCAUCGAAAUACUAAACAAACACGACUACACAACAAACACAGCAAAAUCAUCUGAUAUCUCAGAAGCACCAACAUGCACAGAAGAAAAGCAAACAAAAAAAUAUGCCACAAGAUCAGGCCUGAAAAACCUGGAAACCAGUGCCUUCGCCAAAAAAUAG
Molecule: messenger RNA, 849 nt
Organism: Condylostylus longicornis
Lineage: Eukaryota; Metazoa; Arthropoda; Insecta; Diptera; Dolichopodidae
Exons: 1
Coding region: 1-849 (282 amino acids)
Source: RefSeq, a predicted model, not a curated record